Molecule: messenger RNA, 1251 nt
Organism: Vigna radiata var. radiata (mung bean)
Lineage: Eukaryota; Viridiplantae; Streptophyta; Magnoliopsida; Fabales; Fabaceae
Product: cysteine protease XCP2
Exons: 4
Coding region: 30-1115 (361 amino acids)
Cellular component (GO): lysosome
Molecular function (GO): cysteine-type endopeptidase activity
Source: RefSeq, a predicted model, not a curated record
UUCCCAUUCUUCUUCAUCCCUUUCUUCUUAUGUUCUUCUCUUCUACUCACACUUCAACAACUCUAGCCAUGGCUUUCUCCUCCAAGCUACUUCUUCUUCUUGCUUCCUUCUUCCUAUUUGCUUCCUUAUCCUUUGGCCGGGAUUUCUCCAUUGUGGGCUAUUCAUCUGAGGACUUAAAGUCCAUGGACAAGCUCAUUCAACUCUUUGAAUCCUGGAUGUCAAGACACGGCAAGAUCUACGAGACCAUUGAGGAGAAGCUGCUUAGGUUUGAGAUUUUCAAGGAUAACCUAAAGCACAUAGAUGAGAGGAACAAGGUGACCACCAGCUACUGGCUUGGCUUGACCGAGUUUGCUGAUUUGAGCCACCAAGAGUUUAAGAACAAGUAUCUUGGUCUUAAGGUUGACUACUCUAGAACCAGAGAAUCCCCAGAAGAGUUCACUUACAAAGACGUUCAAUUGCCAAAGUCGGUGGAUUGGAGAAAGAAGGGUGCUGUAACACAAGUCAAAAACCAAGGUUCAUGUGGUAGCUGCUGGGCAUUUUCCACUGUUGUAGCAGUUGAGGGAAUAAACCAGAUUGUGACCGGAAAUUUGACAUCAUUGUCUGAGCAAGAGUUGAUUGACUGUGACAGAACUUACAACAAUGGUUGCAAUGGGGGUCUCAUGGACUACGCAUUCUCCUUUAUAGUAGAAAACGGUGGACUCCAUAAAGAGGAAGACUACCCUUACAUCAUGGAGGAAGGUACCUGCGAGAUGACAAAGGAAGAAACUGAAGUUGUUACUAUUAGCGGGUACCAUGACGUGCCACAGAACAAUGAACAGAGCCUAUUGAAGGCUCUUGCAAACCAACCCCUCAGUGUGGCCAUAGACGCUUCAGGCAGAGAUUUCCAAUUUUAUAGCGGGGGUGUUUUCGAUGGACAUUGCGGAAGUGACCUAGAUCAUGGUGUAGCAGCUGUGGGAUACGGAACUGCGAAAGGUGUGGACUAUAUCAUUGUGAAGAAUUCAUGGGGUUCUAAGUGGGGAGAAAAAGGAUACAUUAGAAUGAAGAGAAACAUUGGAAAGCCUGAGGGAAUCUGUGGAAUCUACAAGAUGGCUUCUUAUCCCACUAAGAAGAAAUAAGAUUCAUCAUAAUAUGCUUACCCCAUUGUUGUGUCUCAGUUUCUUUCCUUCAUUCUACCUGUUUCAGCUUUUCCUUCAAAACAAUGUAACUUUUCCCACAUAAUCAUAAUAAAAAUUUCCCUUGAAUCUUCAGGAA